Erigeron canadensis is the source of this 1870-nucleotide messenger RNA. RefSeq names its product fatty acyl-CoA reductase 3-like. The coding region runs from base 130 to 1611 and encodes 493 amino acids. The transcript has 10 exons. Gene Ontology annotation, molecular function: alcohol-forming very long-chain fatty acyl-CoA reductase (NADP+) activity. The record is from RefSeq and is a predicted model, not a curated record. Gene Ontology annotation, cellular component: intracellular membrane-bounded organelle. Gene Ontology annotation, biological process: long-chain fatty-acyl-CoA metabolic process; suberin biosynthetic process. Lineage: Eukaryota; Viridiplantae; Streptophyta; Magnoliopsida; Asterales; Asteraceae.
UUUCUUUGCGUCUCUUUUUUUCCUAUCUCACAAAGUGAUUUUCUUCUUGCUAUCUUUUCAAAGGUUUUAUAUAUAGACUUAUAUAUAUAUUAUUUUCUUGAUCACUAAGCAUUAUCACACUUGGAACAAAUGGCCGAGAUGGGUAGCAUUCUUGAUUUUCUCGAUAACAAAAGCAUUCUAGUCACCGGUGCUACUGGUUUUCUCGCUAAAAUAUUUGUGGAGAAGAUUCUAAGGGUUCAACCAAAUGUAAAGAAGUUAUAUCUUCUUGUCAGGGCUGCGGAUGCCAAAUCCGCAUUGCAACGCUUCAACACUGAGGCAGUGGCAAAGGACUUGUUUAAGCUGUUAAAAGAGAAGUAUGGUACAAAUCUGCAAUCGUUCUUGUCGGAAAAGGUUACUCCGGUCGCCGGGGACAUAACAAAAGAAAAUCUAGGAAUAAAAGACGACAAUUUGAUUGAAGAGAUGUGGAGAGACGUUGAUGUUGUUGUGAAUGUAGCUGCCACCACCAACUUUGAUGAGAGGUACGACAUUGCUCUAGCUUUAAAUGCAUUUGGAGCAAGAAACGUUUUCAAUUUUGCUGCCAAGUGCGUCAAUAUAAAGUUGCUUCUUCAUGUAUCCACUGCUUAUGUCUCUGGUGAGAAACCGGGGCUUAUACUAGAAACUCCAUAUCGGUUAGGGGAGGCACUUAACGGCGCACCUGGACUAGACAUCGAUACUGAGAAGAGGAUCAUUGACGAAAAAUUGAAAGAACUUAGCUAUGAUGAAACUGCCACAGAGAAAUCUAUUACAUUGGCCUUGAAAGAUCUGGGCAUUGAAAGGGCAAACAAAUUUGGAUGGCCAAAUACAUAUGUUUUCACAAAGGCACUAGGAGAAAUGAUUCUUGGGCACCUGAAAGGCAAUAUGCCGUUGGUCAUCCUUCGGCCUACCAUUAUACUUAGCACGUAUAAGGAACCCUUUCCUGGUUGGAUUGAAGGUGUACGGACAAUUGAUAGCUUGGCACUUGGUUAUGGCAAGGGCAGGUUAUCGUGCUUCCUUGGCGACCCCGAAUCCACAAUCGAUGUGAUACCGGCGGACAUGGUGGUGAAUGCUAUGAUCACGACAAUGGUAGCCCAUGCAAAUCAACCAUGUGAAAUGAUAUAUCACGUUGGAUCGUCGGUAUCAAACCCUUUGAAGUACAAAGGAAUCCAAGAAAGUGGUUAUGAGUAUUUUACAAGGCAUCCAUGGGUGAACAAAUCUGGUAAGCCAGUGAUUGUUGGCGAGAUUAAGGUGUUAAACUCCAUGGAGAGCUUUCAUCGAUACUUUGCUCUUCGUUACAUGAUACCGUUACAGGGUUUGAGCGUCGUGAAUUCGGCAUUAUGCCAUGCUUUCAAUGGAACGUGUACAAAUCUUAAAAGGAAGAUCAAUUUUGUUCUACGGGUAGUUGAGCUAUACAAACCUUAUUUGUUCUCAAAAAGCUUCUACGACGAUAUGAAUACUGAAAAACUACGCCGUCAACUGGUUAGAGAAAACGGGGAUGAAUCAAAUAUCUUCUAUUUUGAUCCAAAAUCAAUUGAUUGGUAUGAUUAUUUUGUGCGUAUACACCUUCCUGGUGCUGUGAAGUACGUGUUUAAAUGAUUGCAGGCCGAUCGAUCGAGCUCACAAUGUCAAGUUGAUGCAUAUGUAUUCUCGUUCUUUUUACAAGUGUGUCAUAAAUAUAUAUAUAUAUAUAAUAUUUAUCUUUUAUUUUAUUGUAUAUAUAGUCGUUGAUUGAACGGCAAAUAUAUACAUUCUAAUUAAGGACCAAAAAUCUCCUCUUCUGUGUAACUACAUGUAUGUAUGUGUAUUAGCAUUAUUCAUUAAUUAAGAAUUCAAGAUAUUUGUUGUGUCAAAAUGA